UGUCUAUGGCUAUGUCUGAAGGCGAUGCUCUCUGAUUAUACAAAGAAACUCUUUAUUUACUUUUCGUUAAAAUCAGAAUCUCGCUUGGGGAUAAAGACGAGGCAUUGUGUUCAGUGUUUCAUGAACACGAAUAUCGAUAUAGAGGAAAAGAAAAGAAAGACGAAUUUGCACAAUUUUCACAAGUCUACUUUAUCUUUAUCUUAGACGAAAAAUGUCUGACGGUAUGGAGCGAGAGAAAAGUGAAAGGUUAACUGCGAGGGAAAUCGAGGAAGAGGAAAUGAAACGUGAACUUACGGGUAUUGGGAUAUACGAGCCAGGAAUUACUUAUAAAGAAAUGAAAAGACUACUCGAAUUUGUUAACGAGUCUCAAGAUACAUCGAACGUUACUUCCAAUAAUAAAAAUACGCAGCAGGCAAUACAACAUUCCGAUAAUGAAUGCCUAUCAGAUGUUACAUCUGACAUAAACGUGCAGCAAGGAGUGACUUUGCAGAAGUGUACAGAUAUGCCAAAACCAUCAUAUUCGUACAAAUUGAAUCAUACGCCUCCAACUAUGCACGAACGUAGAGUCGUUCAUUAUAUCAACAGUCCGGAAUCUUCGCCCCUUCUUUUUGAAGUACGAAGUCCUAUUUACAAGAACUCUGAUGAUGAGCAAUUCGAGAAACAGUGCGAUAACUCCAAUUCACACACUACAAAUCGAUAUUUCUCGUUGAGAUUGGAAAAUGUUUCGCGGGGAUGCCAGAAUGCGACGGAGAAAAGAACGCAGGACACGCAAAAUGAAAUUGUCCAAAAACUGGAAAGAUGGCGAUUGAAUCCGCUCGAUAUUUGCAUCAACGAUAACGACGUGCCUUUGCGACAGCCAAAUAGAUCUUUAGCUCGAGAGCGUAUGCCGUUUGAGCAUUGUAAAGAAGCGCACAUGUCCGAUCAGUGUGACCGAGUAAUACGAUCUAUGAACCAGCAUUUGAAGGAAAUGGCAAACUUGUGGUACAAUUGGCGCCCCAUUAUCAAUCCGAUAUUUCAAUGGGGGUCACCCAUUCAGGUCAGCACCGCUAACAGUAGUUUGGAUAAAAAACCAUUAACAAAUCCUAAAACUGAACAGAUCCAAGCAGAAUGUAUAUACCGAGACGGUUAUGAGCGAGCUAGUAAACGUAAGGCGAAUACUCUCAUCGCUACUCUGAAUAGAGACAGUUCCUCUGAGAACGAAGACGAUAAUCAAUACGACUUUACUCGUAAUAAAAAAAAGAGAAUUCAAUCGAAUAAUGUAGAAUAUAUUGAGAAUCAGCAUGCGCAUGCUAGUUAUAAGAAAGAAAACGUGAUUGCAGGUAAUUCUUUCAGCGAUGAUAAUAGCAAUACGAAUAUUGACAAUGAGUAUGUUAAACAUUCACGCUCGCCUGAAUUAACUGCGUAUCCUAGAAGAAUAAGACCUCCCAAUCCUCAAACGCGUUUAAGUCUGGCUAGAAAAAGAAAGGAAAACGCUACAUCGAAACUAUUUCCAAAGACGCAAUGUGAGAAUAAAAAUGUUGAACAGGCAAGAAAUCAAAAGAAAGACAAUACAAUGACAGAAGAAGAAAUUCGUCGUCAACUAGAAGAAGAUUGGAGUAAUGACGAGGAAAAGGUGUGUACGAGGGAAAAGGAUGCGAAGUUUCCGAAGUUGCCGAUGUUGAAAGAAGUACGAUAUAGAUUACGAGACAAACGAUUGUCAUUAAACAAAAAAGCGAAAGAGGCGCGGGCAGCGGUGAAGGAGGAGAAAAGCGAUGAGGAACAAAAUAAGAUAAAGAGAAUGAAGCUUUGCGAACGACGAAAGGUAGAAGAAUUAUGUAGGAUAGAUAAUAGAAACGGAAGUUGGGAGCAUGAACUAUUGUCUGAUGAGGAUAAAUCAUCUGAGAUGAAUCAACAGUUUGAUUUUCAGAAUGGUAAUCGAUCCAAUAAUGUACUUAUUUCGACAAACAAUGUAAAUUGUCCUAUCUGCAAUAAAUGUUUUCCACAUAAUGAGAUAGAGAAUCAUGCCGCCGAUUGCGAACAAUUUGAGAUUAAUAACGAAGAAGAUGAUAAUGAAAGGAUUCAAUUCGAAUGUAAUAUAUGCAGCAAUUACAAGACAAACAAUGGAAAAGAAUAUGAAGAACAUGUUUAUCAAUGUAUAAAUAUUAAGAAUAAUCAAAGACGUUCACAUGGUUUUUAAGAUCGAAGAUUUCGAAUUUAUAGUCGGAAUUUCAAAAUUUACCAAUACAGAGGAGCGUUUGGAUUUUAAGUGAUUCGAAGAGGGGUCAUUGAAUUUAUUUUUUUCAUUAAACUCAGUUUUAGGGUCUGAGCACAAGAAUUGUCGUAACAUUUACUUAGAUUUAAAUUGUGAUGCAAGUAACGCACGAGCUUUCACGUAUGACGUACAACUGUUACAUCAAAGUGGACAUAUAAAAAUAAUGAGUUGUGAUAUUUGACAAUAUUAUCGUGUCUCCAAGAGAUGGCAAUAGAUCGUACGCCAAAGUUUGUGCGUUACUUACGUCUACAACUUAAUUCUUUAAAUAAGUCUUACGACAAUUCUUGUGCUCAGACCUUACUUGUUGAAUCCGAGGAACAUAAUGAAAAUAGUUGUAGUAUCCAGGAAAUAUAAUUUUUGGACACAUUUUAACGGAAGAAAGCAACGGUUGAUUAAAAAAAAAAUGCAACAAGUUAAUUACUGAUUUAUAAAUGCAAGAGAUAAUUUUUAUCUUUAAAAUUGCACCGAUAUGAAAAAAUAUUAUGUUUAUUAUUUUCAAUUAUUUUACAAAUCUACAAAGUUGCAAUAAAAUCGGCGAGUAAUACAAAGGUAGGGUUACUUGUAAGACCAGUUAUUUUAAAGAAUUUUAUUAAGUUUUAAGUUGCCUUUUCGAAUGCAACCGAUUAAUCCAAUCGUUACUUUCUUUUAUUAAAAUGUCCUAAGAUCAUAUUUCCUGAAUAUCAAGACUGUUUUAACUACUAGUACUUAACUAGGUAGUAGAAUUUUUAAUCAUAUUAUCAUUUUUUAUCUUUGAAUUUCAGUCUGCUAACAAAUUUAAUUCCAAUCGGAUUGAGAUUAGCCAGAAAUGUCCUUGCAGAUAUCUUCUAAGGAGAAAGAAAGAUCUAAGUCAAUUCCUCUAAUAAUAUCAAAACUAAUAUCAAAAGUUAGAGAAAAUUAAAUUAGGGAUGAACACCAUCCAGUCAGGCAAUAGGAUAAUUUUACAAAUUUAUUAGCAUCUUAAUUUCUAAAUUUGGAAAUUAAUAU
Messenger RNA from Acromyrmex echinatior (Panamanian leafcutter ant), 3235 nucleotides. RefSeq lists its product as uncharacterized. The record is from RefSeq and is a predicted model, not a curated record. Lineage: Eukaryota; Metazoa; Arthropoda; Insecta; Hymenoptera; Formicidae.